Puntigrus tetrazona (Sumatra barb) is the source of this 1850-nucleotide messenger RNA. RefSeq names its product tetraspanin 2a (gene tspan2a). The transcript has 8 exons. NCBI's taxonomy places the organism in Eukaryota, Metazoa, Chordata, Actinopteri, Cypriniformes, Cyprinidae. The record is from RefSeq and is a predicted model, not a curated record. Bases 166 to 801 code for a protein of 211 amino acids. Gene Ontology annotation, cellular component: membrane.
CACACACACACACACACACAGGCGAAGUGCGGCGCUGGUGUUGACUGUCCGCGAGUGGAUUCUGCUUGAAUAAUAUUCCUGACCUACAUCUCUGAGACAGGCCUGCACAUCUGCGCAAACAUUUUGGUCGAAACGGCGAGCGCGCGGAACGAAACGGCAGGCAGGAUGAGCAAAGUCCAGGGCGGCAUGAAAUGUGUCAAAUACCUGCUGUUCGUCUUCAACUUCAUAUUCUGGCUGUCAGGCUCACUGGUGUUGGCUGUGGGAUUAUGGUUGAGGUUUGACCCAGACACGGACAAGCUCUUAGCCGAGAAUGAUGCUCCUGAGCACUUCUUCAUUGCGGUGUACAUCCUGAUCGGAGCUGGAGGCGUCAUGAUGUUAGUGGGGUUCUUCGGCUGCUUCGGGGCCGUGAGGGAGUCGCAGUGUCUUCUGGGAUCGUUCUUCGCUUGCCUUCUUGUCAUUUUUGGCGCAGAGGUCGCUGCUGGAGUCUUUGGCUUCCUGCAUAAGGAUAAGAUCGUUCAAGAUGUCCAAAACUAUUACCAGUCUUCUUUUGAAAGCAGCAAUACGACCGUGGGAUCCAUUUAUCACAGCGUGCUUGACUGCUGCGGGUCUGAGUCCUCUUCUCGCCCGUGCACUGGUGACAGUUCUGUCAAGGAUUGUAAAGAAGCUAUAGAAGAAUUCUUUAAUGAAAAACUCUUCAUAAUCGGAUAUGUUGGCGUCGGCAUUGCUGGAAUUAUGAUAAUUGGUAUGAUCUUCAGCAUGGUUCUAUGCUGUGCCAUUCGGAACAGCAGAGAAGUUAUUUAGGUUCCUGGCGGUUCCCCUCUCACCCAGUUGGACUGUUUCAAAGCCCGCCGUCUUUGACCUCAUCAGACCAUCACAUUCAGGCUCGGGGAGACGGGUGGAGGAGCUCCCAUGAGGCAGUGUGGGUCUUGUGAACGACGUUCUAUCUCUGAUUGUUUCUGUCUUAUGUUACUUGCAUUGUUUGAUGAUGACCUCCACUGCAUGGACCGCUACUGUAACCACAUUAACCUUUACGUUUAUUUUGUCUUUAUUACUGAAUCAUCAUGAGGGGAAACUUCACAGUGUACAUCUUUUUUUGUCUUCAGUUCAUACUUUCACAGUGAACUGGACAUUCACUUGCUUUUGUAAAUAAGCUCCUCUGCUGCCUCACUGAUCAACUACUUUUUUUAUGUUAUUUAUUGUGUGAACUAGACCAGGUUUUUAUGCUAAUAGAUAAUGGGUCGUGUUUGUGUUUUGCUGGUUAAUAAUAUUUGGUUAUUGUAAUUUUGCCACAUCGUAAAGAUACAGAAUGAAGCUGAGCGGUGGAUUGAAUCAACAAAGUCAACAUGAACUCAAGUCAAUUUAAUUUUUAUAACAUUUCAAGUUUUAUUGUGAAAGGCUCAUCAGUGCGUGGUUUUAAAAAAUUAAACAAUGAGCUUCAUAAUUUUUUUAUCAAAGCUUAACUUGCUCUUUCUCUGAAACGACUCUUUGACCUUGUACCUACAGUAUGUGCUAUUGGCUAACCAAAAACAUCACUGUUUAGGCUACUAUCAUAGGCCAUUUUUUAAAACAAUGCCAGUAGUAAUAUAAUGUUGAUUAAUAGUAAAAUAUUAGCAAGAGUUGAGAGGAAGUCAAUGUUCCAGGCAAUUAAAACCUUAAAAUUGUUUGAUUCAUGUUGACUUUAAAAUAUCACUGGUUAAUUUUUUUUAAUUUUUUGGUGAUGCAUAUUACCUUCUUUACUUGGCUGAUUUUGAAUCUGUAAAGUUUAAACCCGUUUUUAGAGAUCAAAAUGUAAUUUGCAAUACCACUGUAAAAUUGAAAAAACAUUUCUGAAGUAAAUCUUCUUAACCAUU